Molecule: messenger RNA, 1596 nt
Organism: Exophiala spinifera
Lineage: Eukaryota; Fungi; Ascomycota; Eurotiomycetes; Chaetothyriales; Herpotrichiellaceae
Exons: 2
Coding region: 1-1596 (531 amino acids)
Biological process (GO): transmembrane transport
Cellular component (GO): membrane
Molecular function (GO): transmembrane transporter activity
Source: RefSeq, a predicted model, not a curated record
AUGGUCCCCACGGACGACAAGCGAAACCAUAUGGCUCACGAUGAGGACAUCGAGACCGGCCAACCUGCUUUGGUCCUCGCCGAACAGAAACACGGCGAUCGAGCCCUCGAGAUAGUCGGAACCGAUCGAGUCGAGCUCACCGAAGAAGAUAACAAACGGAUUAGAAGAAAGACCGACAAAAGAAUCCUGACGAUCCUCGUCUGGGUGUAUUUCCUGCAGAUCCUGGACAAGUCAGUCCUUGGCUACGGCGCCCUCUUCGGCCUGCAGAAGGACUGCAACCUCACAGGCAACCAAUACUCCUUGGUGGGAUCCAUUGCGCCCAUCGCUCAACUGGCGUGGCAACCAUUCUCGUCGGUACUCAUCGUCAAGGUUCCUCACCGCAUCCUCAUGCCCACACUCUGUCUCGGCUGGGGCAUCGCUCAAGCCUCGAUGGCGGCGUGCCAUGAUUUCAGUUCCCUGAUGGCUGCGCGCUUUUUCCUCGGUCUCUUCGAAGGCGGCUGUCUACCCUUGUUCAGCGUCAUCACCAGCCAAUGGUACCGACGUGCAGAGCAGCCGCUCCGUGUCGCGGCAUGGUACGGGACCAACGGACUCGCAACGAUCGCCGCCUCGGCGCUCUCGUACGGCCUUGGGAAGAUCAAGUCCGACGUCCUGAAGGAGUGGCAGAUUAUCUUCCUCUUCGUCGGCUUGGUCACCAUCGUCUCCGCGCCCGUCGUCUGGUGGUAUCUCGACGACGACAUCCCCUCGGCGCGAUUCUUGACCGAGCACGAAAAGGCGCAGGCCAUUGAACGCCUUCGUGCCAACAACACCGGCACAGGCAGCCGAGAGUACAAAUGGUCUCAUAUCCUCGAACUUGCCAUCGAGCCAAAAACCUACUUGUGGAUUGGGAUGGCUCUACUGCUCAACGUCGGUGCCAGCGUCACCAACACCUUUGGCCCGCUCAUUCUGUCUGGUGUCGGGUUCGACAAGUACAAGACCACGCUGCUCAACAUUCCCUUUGGCGCGAUGCAAUUCCUGGUCAUCCUGUUGGCUUCGUACGCGGCGCAAAAAGCAAAACUCAAGUCGGUCGUGCUCGACGCGCUGAUGCUGCCCGUCGUCGCGGGUCUUGCCGUCUUGUACUGUCUGCCUCGAGACCACGGUGCCACCGCCGGGCUGUUGGUCGCGUAUUAUCUCCUCGCGUUCCUGUUUGGCGGCAAUCCAUUGAUUGUGUCUUGGAUCGUCGGCAACACAGGUGGCAGCACCAAGAAAUCCGUCAUCAUGUCCCUCUACAAUGCUGGCUCAUCAUCAGGGAACAUCAUCGGUCCAUUGCUAUUUAACAAGAAAGAGGCCCCGGCAUACCACCCUGGUCUGCGAAGUACUCUGGCCAUUUUCGUCACGCUGUUCGCAGUCGUGAUCAUGCAAUUGGUCAAUUUGAUGUUUUUGAACAAGUUGCAGUCCAGGACGAGAGUCAAGAAUGGCAAACCCGCCGUGAUCAAGGAUCAUUCCAUGGAGGAUACGUAUGUAGCCGUGGAAGAGACAGAGGGUGGACAGAGACUGGGUGACAAGGCGUUUUUGGACUUGACGGAUCGAAAGAAUGAUGAAUUUACCUAUAUUUACUAG